Messenger RNA from Podospora anserina S mat+, 1641 nucleotides. RefSeq lists its product as uncharacterized. Bases 1 to 1641 code for a protein of 546 amino acids. The transcript has a single exon. Gene Ontology annotation, cellular component: nucleus; tRNA (m1A) methyltransferase complex. Gene Ontology annotation, biological process: tRNA methylation. NCBI's taxonomy places the organism in Eukaryota, Fungi, Ascomycota, Sordariomycetes, Sordariales, Podosporaceae. The record is from RefSeq and is a predicted model, not a curated record.
AUGGACGACACAAUGGCACCCAAAACGCGCAGCCAGACGCCCAAGAUCUCGCCUUUCUUGGAGCCAGGCAAAACUACCAAGGUCGGGUCGCUGGCCAUUCUCCAGCUCUCCCGCGACAACCUCCAACCAGUCUACCUCAAAGCCCCCUCCGGGAAACACGAUGGGUACGCCGAGGGCGCUGUCGUCAACACCCGCUAUGGCUCCUUUCCUCACUCGACCAUGAUUGGCGUGCCAUGGGGCUCACAAAUUCGCGCAUCGAAAGUCGACACUGGCUCCCGAGGUCGCAACAAUAAGAGGAAGCGUAACAAGAGCGAUGACGACGGAAAGGAGGCUUCGGCCACUGUUGCCGAGGAGAAAACCGAGCAAGAAAGUACGCCUGCCGAAGUCAAUGACGACUCCGCCGCUGUCGCCAAAAAGAUUGUCGCCGACGUCAGCGGCUUCAUCCACAUCCUCCCCCCAACCCCCGAAGUAUGGACGAGCAGCUUGCCGCACCGAACGCAGGUCGUCUAUACGCCAGAUUACAGCUAUGUUUUACACAGAAUACGUGCCAGACCUGGCUCUGUGUUGAUUGAGGCUGGUGCUGGCAGCGGCAGCUUCAGCCACGCCUCUGUACGAGCCGUCUACAAUGGAUAUCCAAGUGAAGGAGAGCGCAAGGGCAAAGUCUACAGCUUUGAGUUCCAUGAGCAACGCUUCCACAAGAUGAAUCAGGAGCUGAAGGAACACAACCUCAACAGCUUGGUCCACUUGACACAUCGGGAUGUCUACAACGGCGGCUUCUUGAUUGAUGGCAAGAGUCCCGAGGCCGAGGCCAUCUUUCUCGAUCUCCCAGCUCCUUGGGAGGCACUACAUCACCUCUCCAGGCGGAACCCCAAGAACCCAGAAGACAAAGAGUGGGUAUCACCACUUAACCCAAAGAAGAGCGCCCACAUCUGCACCUUUUCACCAUGUAUCGAGCAGGUCACCAAGACAGUUUCGGCAAUGCGGCGCUUGGGUUGGGUCGAUAUCGACAUGGUUGAGAUUGCCAACAGAAAGUACCACACUUCCCGUGAACGUGUCGGUCUGAACCUCUCCAUGGACCGCGGUGUCAACAAUUCGGCUCGUGAUGUCGAUGAGGCUCUCUCUCGGCUGACUGAGAUUGAAGCUCGGUUCCGGGAGCAUGCCGCCAGGUCGAAAGAGUCGGAUGACGAGAUGGACGGCGACGAGGAUGACGGACUGAUCAAGCGGCGUGAGAAGAAGGAACAGAAAGGCGGAAGGAAGCGCGGCGGCGAGAAGAAAGUCAAGAUUGACCACAAACCUGACUCCCCAGAGAGCUUUGAGGCGUUGCCGUCAGGGGUGCCCAUGUGGAUGGAAGGCCGGCUGAUCACCCGCGGCGAGCCUGAGAUCAAGACACACACCUCGUAUCUGGUGUUUGCCACGUUGCCGAUCGAAUGGACCGAAGAGGACGAGGCGGCGGCUGCGGCGGCUAGGCAUCCCGUGAUUGGAGAACAAAAGGUUAUUGGUCUUGUUGAUAAGGCGGCGAGGAAGCAGGAGAGGAGGGAGCAGCUGCAGAAGGCGACUGGCAACAGAAAGGCAAGACGGAUGGAGAGAGCUGCGGAGUUGGCUGUGACAGCUGAGGAAGAGGUUGGCGUAGUGGUGCCAUAG